Molecule: messenger RNA, 616 nt
Organism: Trematosphaeria pertusa
Lineage: Eukaryota; Fungi; Ascomycota; Dothideomycetes; Pleosporales; Trematosphaeriaceae
Exons: 1
Coding region: 160-486 (108 amino acids)
Source: RefSeq, a predicted model, not a curated record
ACCGCUAGCCUGAAGACCUUCAGAGCCCGAAGCAACGCCGGCCGUCGAGCAAUGCCAGCAGCUGCGCAUCAUCCAGCGCCGAACCUUCCUCUUGCGGUAUAGAAUUCUCCGGAUCAAGGGCUCGCUGUACAGAUAGAUUGCUUGUACAGCUGACUGUACAUGCUAUUGUACGCACCUGCGAAGACCUCCAGGGUGGCUGUUACGUGCGUCGUUAUAUCCAGAGAUCUCCACACCGUGAGGGCCUUCUCCAUGCCUGGAUCGACUCAUCUCAAUACCUGCAUCCGUCUCGUCUGCCUCCAGGCACCCCGGCCACGUGACCCUAUCUGCCUACCGCUCCGCCUCAACUGCCCCCAACGAACACAACUCCGGCACCUCGCUAGGCAUCAACCACAUCCAUAUCUAUAUAACCACCUCUUCCCCGGUCCCCAGUCGACCUCCUCAUCCAAGUGCAAGGGCAUCAGCUGCAGCAGUGAAGACCCCGUCUGAGCUCAGCUUUUUGCUAGUUGAAAACUACAAUUUUCGACCAUGCUUUCGUCGGCCCUCUGGGUCGGCGAGGAAUUUUUGGCCCUCUUCAUUGAUGCCCGCGGCGCUGCUGUGGGGUUGAGGAAGAGCCGGA